AGAAAGGCUAUGGCGGAGGAGAGAGUGUGACGAAAAAAGAUCCAAACACCAUUUGUUUCUCUCUCCUCUCUCUAUAGUUCCCCACCAUUUCUCUCUCUCUCUCUACUUUCUCAAUAGAUCUUGCCAUCAAACCCUAGCCCUCUUUGUGUAUAUCUGUAACUAUAUAGUGUAUAUAUAUAUACACACACACGUACAUUCUCUUUCUUUUGAGAAUUGUAUUCAAAUUGGUACACUUGCUUGAAUUUGGAAGACUCUUUUAACACAGAUGGUGAAAUAUUGAAUUUCAAUUUCAAUUGUUUAACGGUCAGUUUUGUUCCUCUGCUUUUCGGCGGUGGUCUUAUGGCGACGGAGGGUAUUUUAUCGUUUUCUGUGGCGUCUGUUCUUGAGGAUGUUCUUCGGCAGCAUGGAAAGCGCUUGAACGACCUCGAUAUGGCGUCUAGGAGGGUUCAGGAAGCUUCCAUAAGAAGAUAUGAAGUGGCUGGGUGGCUAAGAAAGAUGGUUGGAGUUGUUGGGGGUAAAGAUUUGCCAGCUGAGCCUUCAGAAGAAGAUUUCAGGCUUGGGUUGCGAAGCGGAAUAAUCCUUUGUAAUGUUCUCAACAAGAUUCAGCCUGGCGCUGUGCCAAAAGUAGUCGAAGCUCCUUGUGAUUCUGUUAUUGUUCCUGAUGGGGCAGCUCUGUCUGCAUACCAAUACUUUGAAAAUGUAAGGAACUUCCUUGUGGCUGUGGAGGAAAUGGGACUGCCAACCUUUGAAGCCUCUGAUUUGGAACAGGGAGGAAAAUCUUCAAGGAUUGUGAACUGUGUACUUGCACUGAAAUCAUAUCACGACUGGAAACAAGGAGGUGGAAGUGGUAUGUGGAAAUAUAGCGGAAAUAUGAAAUUCACCAGCUCUGGGAAGCAUUUUGUACGGAAAAAUUCUGAACCAUUCAUGAAUUCCUUUUCAAAGAACUUGUCAAGUGAGAGGUCUCUGGAUAGUUUGUCUAACGAGGAUGUCAAUGAAAUGGGUAACACCCGUUCCUUGCAUAUGCUUGUCCGUGAGCUUCUUUCAGAAAAGAAGCAAGAAGAAAUUCCUAGUAUUGUGGAGAAUAUGCUCAGCAAAGUUAUGGAGGAAUUUGAACGCCGCUUAGCAGGCCAAAAUGAGAUGAAAGCUACUCUAGGAGACAUGGAUACCUCUGGCCCUAACAAAUGUGUCCCAAUAUCUGAUUCUGGGGAAAUAAAUAUGGAAGAUGAAGCAACCACAAAGAUAGUAAAAGAUGAAUGCUGCAAUAAAAAGGAUAUUCAUGAUGAGCAAUCAACACACCAGGUUUUGAAACAGCGGAUGCUGGUUGAACAACAACAUAAAGAUAUACAGGAAUUGAAACAUACUCUUCAUAAUGCAAAAGUAGGUAUCCAGAAUUUGCAAAACACUUAUCAAGAAGAGGUCAAUAAUCUUGGUAAACAUUUGCAUGGUCUAGCUCAUGCUGCUUCAGGAUACCACAGUGUCCUUGAAGAAAACCGCAAGUUAUACAAUCAAGUGCAAGACCUCAAAGGAAAUAUUAGGGUGUACUGCCGAGUGCGACCUUUCUUGCCUGGGCAACCAAAUCGUUUGAGCAGUGUGGAUCAUGUAGAUGAAGGGAACAUUACAAUUCUCACUCCUUCAAAAUAUGGAAAAGAGGGCCGGAAAUCGUUCACAUUCAACAAAGUUUUUGGUGCAUCUGCAACUCAAGAAGAGGUAUUUUCAGACACUCGGCCUUUGAUUCGUUCGGUCCUUGAUGGUUACAAUGUUUGUAUAUUUGCAUAUGGCCAAACAGGAUCAGGGAAGACUUAUACUAUGACUGGACCUGGAGUGAUUACACAGGAGGGCCUAGGUGUAAACUACAGGGCAUUGAGCGAUUUAUUUCUAAUCUCAGAACAGAGAAAGGACACUUUUUUGUAUGAUGUUUCCGUUCAGAUGAUUGAGAUCUACAAUGAGCAAGUUAGGGAUCUGCUUGUGAUAGAUGGUUCUCAAAAAAGAUUAGAAAUUCGUAACAGCUCUCAGAACGGAAUAAAUGUACCAGAUGCAAACCUUAUACCGGUUUCAUCAACAUCAGAUGUUAUUAAUUUAAUGAAUCUAGGGCAUAAAAAUCGUGCAGUCGGUGCUACAGCCAUGAAUGAUCGUAGUAGUCGUUCUCACAGUUGCUUGAUGGUUCAUGUUCAAGGAAGAGAUCUGACAUCUGGAACAAUUCUUCGUGGUUGUAUGCAUCUGGUUGACCUGGCAGGAAGUGAAAGAGUUGAUAAAUCUGAGGCAGUAGGAGAUAGAUUAAAGGAGGCGCAACAUAUUAACAAGUCUCUUUCUGCUCUAGGAGAUGUUAUAUCUUCUCUUGCCCAGAAAAAUUCUCAUGUUCCCUAUAGAAACAGUAAACUCACACAAUUGCUCCAAGAUUCACUUGGAGGGCAAGCCAAGACUCUAAUGUUCGUUCACGUAAGUCCUGAGUUUGAUGCUAUUGGAGAAACAAUUAGUACACUUAAAUUUGCUGAACGAGUUUCAACUGUUGAGCUGGGUGCUGCUCGGGCUAACAAAGAUAGUGCAGAUGUCAAGGAGCUGAAGGAACAGAUUGCUAGUCUUAAGGCAGCCUUGGCAAGGAAGGACGGAGAAGCAGAGUACCAGCAAUCCAGAUUCAGCAGCCCUGAAAGAGUGACAGCAAAGUCUCCUGGGUCAGACAGUCGGAGGCUGAGUGAUGUUGGUACAGCAGAGACUAGGAAGUUGGGAAGGCAAAGAAGCUUAGAUCUUGACUUGUUGACGGAAUCACCUCCUUGGCCACCCAUUGACAGCCCUGGGUUAAAGGAAGACGAGAAAGAAGUGGGUUCUGGUAAUUGGGUUGAUAAAGUCAUGGUAAACAAGCAAGACGGGGUAGGUAGAGAUGAAAUUUCACCAGGACGUUGGGUAGAAGAAAACAGACAAUUGCCUGAGAUGUUUUAUCAGAGAUUUGCCUCCGACCCAUCAAAGAUAUACCCUGAACAAUCCUUUAACAAACUUUCAGCCAAUAGAAAAGACAGCCAAGACUAUGAAGCACAAAGGAAUCGGUAUGAGACAGCAACCACGGAUGAGUCCGAUGACUUUGAGGCUGCAACUAGUGAUUCAUCUGAGCCAGACUUUCUUUGGCAAUUAAAUGUUCCCAAAGUCAGCAACAUACCGAAUGGACUGGGAUCAAAAAUUAAGAGACCUAACGCAAAGCAAACAAAAAUCCCAGAAAUAAGGAGUUUGAUUCCAGCACCACCAUCACGGAGACAAUCCACUGGUAGUUCACCGUUGCAAAAGACUAUAAAGCGUUCGGCUUCUGUUGAUGGAAAGCGGAAAGUAGCGAAUGGGAAGUAGUGAGAUAUGCUGUUAUGGGGUGUUGAGGGAAGUGUUUUGUGUUGGUCUUUUUCUUUCGUUUUUCCCCAUGUGAAUUAGUUAGGUAUAGAGAGAGAGAGGUGUUCAUAUGUGAAGUGGCAAUACUCUAGUUGCCUGUAUUUUCUCCAGUGGGUGAUCCCUGAGAUUUCUGGUGUCCCAUUGACGGUUUCGAUUUGUUUAUACGAGUGUUGAUUUAUUUGCAACAAUUUUUUAUUUUUUUAAAUUUUUGUUAGAAAAAGAAAAAAAGAAAGAAAGAACGGAUAAAAAUCAUUUGUAUCUUCA
Messenger RNA from Cornus florida, 3630 nucleotides. Its product is annotated as kinesin-like protein KIN-14I. The record is from RefSeq and is a predicted model, not a curated record. Gene Ontology annotation, molecular function: microtubule motor activity; ATP binding; microtubule binding. NCBI's taxonomy places the organism in Eukaryota, Viridiplantae, Streptophyta, Magnoliopsida, Cornales, Cornaceae. The transcript has 19 exons. Bases 340 to 3330 code for a protein of 996 amino acids. Gene Ontology annotation, biological process: microtubule-based movement.